Messenger RNA from Temnothorax curvispinosus, 2334 nucleotides. RefSeq names its product guanine nucleotide-binding protein subunit beta-2 (gene Gbeta76C). The transcript is spliced from 6 exons. Bases 933 to 1973 code for a protein of 346 amino acids. The record is from RefSeq and is a predicted model, not a curated record. Gene Ontology annotation, molecular function: signaling receptor complex adaptor activity; protein binding. Gene Ontology annotation, biological process: G protein-coupled receptor signaling pathway. Gene Ontology annotation, cellular component: heterotrimeric G-protein complex; cytoplasm. Lineage: Eukaryota; Metazoa; Arthropoda; Insecta; Hymenoptera; Formicidae.
UUCUCAUAUCGUCUAAUUGUUAUCAUGAAAAUUGCCGAAGCUCAAUCGUAAUGUCAGAAUUGUUACACGUUACACCGCGGCUUAAUAUUGUACGUACACCGAAUUGAAAUUGAGAAAUUAUUUUAUACUUCAUGUAUCUUCAACAGUUACUUGAUCUAUAGAUUACUACGUUUGUUUGUAUUUCGAUAUAUUUACAAUCGACAAAGCGACGUUUACUUUAGCUCUUCUAGCUCUCAAAGAUUUGCGGAUAUCGCGAAUAAAUAUCCGGCAACGAUCGCCGUGCGAUCACACCGAGUCACAUCGAUCGGUACCAAAGGAUUCGGACAUUUAUAGGAGAAAGCGGGAGACUCGAAAGCGAGACGGUUGAUGGUUUUUGUGGUCGAAAAGAGCGGCUAACCGUCGCACCGUGUCGAUGGUUUUGUUCGCGUUGAUUUCCUAUUCCGGGGGAAUAUACCAUCAUCGACCCGUGAAGUUCUACAGUGAAACGUGAAUGAAACAUUCCAGUCUGAUCCUGUCCUGUAAACGAUAUGUGCAUACAUUUACAUUAAUAUCAAGGAAAUGAAAAUCGUAUCUAUAAUCAACUUGUUUUUCCACCUUCCUUUAAUACAGAUCUGUUCUAUAGUUUUUCUUAUCACGCAUGCUUCACCUCCUGUAUAUUUUUGAAGAAAAUAAUACAGAUAUGUUCUUCGAAAAGCGUUAUCGUGUAUGUAGGUAAUUAAGUUACGUAAACGAGCCGAGCUAAUGCCCAACAAAUCGAAUUAACUGGCGACCUAAUACAAUUACUGGGGCAGCAGAGUAGACGAUCUUGAGGCUUCUUUUGUAUGUUGUCGAAAAUCGUUCGACAGUUUUCACAUGUCGAACGUCGGUGGCGUUUAGUUUUCAUAUUUUUCUGAGCAUUGGUGAAAUUCCGUGCCGCUCGAGGAAGGAUAAAAAUGGGCAAGGACGACGCCGAGACUAUAGCCCUAAAGAAAGAACUGGAGGAUCUCAUCAACAAAUGCAAGGAAGAACAAAAGAAGCAGCAGGAUACGACGUUGGCGGAAGCGUGCGCUGGAGUGGCGGAUGCUCCCAAAGUUAGACUGUCAACUAAGAAGAUGCUGAAGGGGCAUAUUAAUAAAGUCAAUUCGGUGCACUUCAGUGGCGAUAGUCGACAUUGUGUGACGGGAUCGCUGGACGGGAAGCUGAUCAUCUGGGACACGUGGACCGGCAACAAAGUGCAGGUCAUCCCUCUGCGUUCAGCCUGGGUGAUGUCGGUGGCUUUCGCGCCAUCCGGCAAUUUCGUCGCGUGCGGCGGUAUGGACAAUAUGUGCACCGUCUACGACGUGAACAAUCGCGACGCCACGGGAUCCGCCAAGAUCACGAGGGAGCUUCUGGGUUACGAGGGAUUCUUGUCGUCCUGCAGAUUCCUCGACGACAAGAAAAUCAUCACUGGGUCCGGCGACAUGAAAAUUUGCAUAUGGGACCUCGAGGCGAACAAGAAAACGACGGACUUCGAGGCGCACUCGGGCGACGUGGUGAGCAUCAGCUUGUCCCCCGACGGCAACACUUACGUCACCGGCUCGGUCGACAAAACCUGCAAGCUGUGGGAUUUGCGGGAAGAGAAAGCCAAACAGACGUUCUUCGGUCACGACGCUGACGUAAACUCCGUCUGUUAUCAUCCUUCCGGACAAGGUUUUGUAACGGCGUCCGAGGACAAGACCGCGAGACUGUGGGACUUCAGAUCCGAUCAAGAGCUAGCCACUUUCAAGCCGCCGAACUCGAAUCCCGGAUUUACAUCUUGCGGUCUGUCCCUGAGUGGCAGAUUCAUAUUUUGCGGCAGCGACGACAAUUCCAUUCAUAUAUGGGACACGUUGAAGACCCAACACAACGGUGUUUUAUCUGGCCAUGAAAACAGAGUGACGUCGCUCUGCGUCUCCGGUAACGGGAUGGCAGUGGCCAGCUGCUCCUGGGAUCAGCACGUCCGAAUUUGGGUGUGAAUAUAUUUAUUACACUUAAAAGAGCUGUCUGAAGAAAUCGAUGAAAAGAAAACACUAGGCAAAAUAUAUUAAAACAAAUAUAUUGAUGUUAAAAGCCGAUCGAUUCUUCCUGCACGAAACCUGCGCAGCAAUCUUGCCGAUUAAAUUCUUACGAGUUGCUGCCUUUCGUCUAUAAUUACAGUGCAAUCUUAAUCUGCAUAUGCUCUUUGCACAUUCGCAAUCUGCAUGCAUUAUAAAACUAAAAAGUAAAAGAACAUGAGUUUUCUGUCACGGAUUAAUUCUGGAUUUAUCCCACAUGUUAAAUAAAUAAAUCUCUAGUUAAUAAAUAAUUGCAUUAAUUACAUAAUUAAUAAUGACAAAU